This is a messenger RNA of Aspergillus aculeatinus CBS 121060, 390 nucleotides long. RefSeq lists its product as uncharacterized. NCBI's taxonomy places the organism in Eukaryota, Fungi, Ascomycota, Eurotiomycetes, Eurotiales, Aspergillaceae. The transcript has a single exon. The record is from RefSeq and is a predicted model, not a curated record. The coding region runs from base 66 to 341 and encodes 91 amino acids.
CUGCCCCUCUCGAGCGAAUCAAAUCGACCUCUUGACGCCGGUCACCUCGACAAGUCAUUCCUACCAUGCACUGCGGGCAGUUACAUCCACAUAAAACUCACAUAUCUCGAUAUGUUUGCUUUUUCAUGCUGCUGCGCGACCUCCUUGGUUAUCCCUCGAGUGCCGUAAUCAGACACCAGCAUGCGGCAGUCCGAUGCCACGCUCCAGGUCAGUACUAUCACAUAAGAUUCGGACGAAAUGAAGAUCCAUUGAUGAAUUUUUUUUGUUUUUCCUUCCCCCUUUUUUUACUAUUUAUGUUUGAAUCAGAUAUCUGGACGGGAAAUAAAAUGUCUAGCGUGUAAGCAAGCUUUCAUAGCACGUACAUGUACUGUACCCGACCCACAAACCACG